Molecule: messenger RNA, 1375 nt
Organism: Schistocerca gregaria
Lineage: Eukaryota; Metazoa; Arthropoda; Insecta; Orthoptera; Acrididae
Exons: 6
Coding region: 332-1177 (281 amino acids)
Biological process (GO): proteolysis
Molecular function (GO): serine-type endopeptidase activity
Source: RefSeq, a predicted model, not a curated record
ACAGCCUGCGUACGUCAUCAUAGCUGCGCAUGCGCAGUACAGCCUGUUGUCUGGCUCUGUCUGGUAACUGCUCAAACGAACCUAGUGACAACACAUCCGCUGCUGGUGAAUCACUGGUGUAAAUGAGUAGUGGGGAGCGUCCGGUCCGAAACCCAGGUAUGGUACUUGUUUGUCAGAAGUCUCAAAGUACCUGCGGCCCCUAGAGAAUAGUCGGAAGCAUCACGAUUGGAAAGCCCACGUAGCCGGCUGAAACUUGUGGGGCAGCAUGGAGAAGGCGAGCAUGAGGCGCAAGCACUGCUGACCACAGCUGAUUAGCAGGUGUUCUGGAGCGAUGGUGGCACCGCGGUGGCUGCUGACGGCUUCUUCCUGUCUGCGGUCUGACGACUCCAGGACCGAUGCCUACUCCGUCCCUGUGGAGGUGACGGUGACUAUCACCGGCAAGAAGUACCGGACUGAGGGAGCGGUGUUCGCCCCAGGCGGCGGUGUAGCAUUGGCGCGCCUACAGGAACCUCCAGAGUCUGCGCUGGUUAUGACGGGCAGACUGGACCUCGCGGACCCUAUUCCAGCGACGCUGUGGACGCGCUGUGUCGUCUUGGGAAUGGGCAGGUGCCCGGACGGGGUCCUCAAGGGGAGUACGCCGGUGAGGUGCCCGGAGCAGAUGUACGCGGCGGGUGCGCUGGCGGUGUCGGGCUCCCGCGGCCAACCUGCGGGCACCCAGCGGACAGAGCCCGGGGUGGUGCGGGCGCCGUGCAGUGGGGAGCCGGGCGCGCCGCUCGCCUGCCACCGAGACUUCUCGGCUAGCAACUGGCCGCCGCCCCCGCCAGCGCUGACAGCCGAACCGCCCGAGAACGAGCCGGCCCAGCUGGUGCUGGUGGGCGUGUCUGCGGGCAAGAACAGGCCGGGCCUCUCCUGCCGCGGCUCCUCCGCCGACUACCGGAGCAUCGGCCCGCUCCAGGAGUGGGUGGAGCGCGCCAUCGCCUACGCCAACAGGCAGCUGGAGCGGAUCAACGGCAGACCGGUGAUGGUGCCACUGGACCCGUACGCGCAGCGGCUGCAGCGCCUGAAGAUGGAAGGCAGCCUGCCGGAGCUGAAUAAUUCCCGAGGUACAAGCACGAGCGAGCGGUUCCUGAUCUCUCUGCUGACUGCCGUCGCCUCCAGGGUACUGCAUAGCUUGUAAGAAAACUGGUACCAACCAGUACAGUGCAUUAUUAAAAUGUGCGUGCUGGUUGGUAGUAACCGGUAUGUGCAUGUUUACUUUCUUGUAAGUUACGUGUGGAUCACCAGUUCUGUGUUGCUACUUGCGUUUGUAAUAAAAUUCAUUACACCAGAUAUGAACAGGACUUACUACGAUUAUGCCAGAGACAAAUAAAGACGU